AAUGGCGUAGUUUGUUUGUCAACAGAGAAAUGAGAUGGAAGUUUUAAAUGAAAUGAAAUAAAUUGGGGUUUAACGUAGAAGUUUUAAAACUUUAAUGAAACUUUAUUAUAAAUAUCUUCACCAUGGAUGAACAGACACAACUCAUACAUCGUUCUCCAUCGAGAGAGACGAAUACAUCACCAGUUCAUCGCCAAAGAAAUCAUGAACACUUAUCAUAUUGGAAGAUGCAAGUGGCAUGUGGGAUGAUUUUGUUUACAGUUAUUUUGGAGAGAUUGGCUUUUUACAGUCUUUCGGGAAACUUAGUUUUGUUUCUGAAUAAGAAUCCGUUCAAUUGGAUGUCUUACCAUGCUUUAAGUGCCUCAUUUUAUUUUCUUGGUGUAUCUUUUGUGACUUCUUUAUUCGGGGGUUGGUUAGCAGAUUCAUUUUUAGGACGAUAUAAAGCUAUUCUGGUAGCGUUUAUAAUCUAUAUUGCUGGUUAUGGUACUAUGCCGUUUUUGGCUCUGGAUAAAAAUGGAACUAUGAUAAUCAACGGUACCCAUAUAUGUAAAUUUAAAAAUCAAAGUGGACAAAAUGAUGAUACAAGUGACACAAAUAAUCCUUUUAAUGAAAAUUGUGUCGGUCUUGUUUAUAUUGUUUUAACUGUUAUUGCCAUAGGAACUGGAUCUGUUAAAGCCAAUAUAGCUCCAUUUGGUGCUGAUCAGGUACUGGGGGGAGGUCAGCAACCAACAUUGGUAUUUUUUAACUGGUUUUAUUGGUGUAUAAAUAUAGGAGCUUUUCUAGGACUUGGUAUAUUUACUUACAUAGAACAACAAAAAUCUUUCUACCUUGGUUAUCUUAUAUCAGGUUCAGCCUUGGCAUUCGGAGCAGUUUUAUUUCUUUUUGGAGGAUGUGUUUUUAUUCGUAAACCUGCAUCAGGUAGUGUUUUUACAAAUAUAUUCAAAAUAUUACGAGAGGCUUGUAGAAGUAAGCGUAGAAGAUCCAAAAUGAUUUCCAGAACACAAAGAUAUAUAGUAGACGAAGCUGAUAACGAAGAAGAAAUCAAAUUUCUAGAUCAUGCCAAACAUCGUCAUGGUGGUAUAUAUCAUGAUUCUAUAGUAGAUGAUGUCAGAGACUUGAAAAAGAUUAUCUGUGUUUUUAUUGUUUUGAUUCCAUAUUGGGUUGUUUAUUUUCAGAUGCAGACAACAUUUUUAUUACAAGGCUUACAUAUGAGAUUGUUAUUUAAAGAUUCUGAAAAAAAUGCAUCCAAUUCGUGUAAAAAUGAUGCUGUUCAAAUAGAAACUGUGGCACAGAAAUCGCAGAUUGCACCAGCGUGGUUAUCACUGUUUGAUGUUAUAAUGUUGAUUAUCAUGUUACCAUUGUUUGAUAGAGUUAUCUACCCUAGACUAGCCAAGGCUGGUUACCCAUUCAGCAUGACAAAACGUAUAUUGGUUGGUAUGGUAUUUGCUAUAGCAGCCAUGUUAGUUGCUGGUGCCCUUGAGCAUUUUAGGUUAAAAAGUUUUUGGCCGUAUGACGACGAUGUGAAAUGCCAAUGUAAAAACAGAUCUGUACCACAAAUUAUAGGUGACACAGAAUAUUAUGCAGCAGAUCUAUCAGUAUUGUGGCAGAUACCACAAUAUGCUUUAAUAGGAAUGAGUGAAGUGUUCACUAGUGUUGCAGGUUUACAAUUUGCAGUUUCUAUGGCCCCAAAGUCAAUGAAAGGAAUAAUUAUGGGAUUAUUUUACUUUACGUCAGGUAUUGGAAGUUUUCUAGGAACAGCAAUAACUGGUAUAUUAAAUGCAAACAAAAUUUGGUUUGUGGACGGAGAUGAUCACGGUGAUAUAAACUGUCGUCUGCCAUGCCGACCACAUGAUUAUACAUUUCAGGCAAACAAAUCCUGUCAUCUGGACUAUUAUUUCUAUUUUCUUGCUGGUGUGGAAUUAAUUGGAUUAAUUCUGUUUGUGAUUGUAUCUAAGAUAUAUCACUUAGAUCAAGAUGAACACAAUCAGAAUAUACUCCAGCUACCAGUAGGUGAAGACAAGGAGUCACCUCCAGGCAGACGUCCACCUCAUUCAAUACAGCGAUCUAUUUCUAAUAUGUAGUUGACAUUUGAUGACAGUGGAGGUCAUUAAAUAUGCCUACAACGGCUUACAUGACUUGAUGAUACAAUCUGUAAUAAUCCUUGUAGUUCUAUAUGUCAUCAUUACAAAUUUGUGAAUCAACCAGUGUUACCUUCUCGUCACAUGAUUUCUGGUUGUCAGAACUGGAUAUAUCAGGAUCCGAUCGCUCACUGGUUCCAAUAAUUUAACUAAAUUAUUUUUGUGAUAUCUUGUUACAGUUAUUUUUUGUAUCAUAAGGUAUUUCUGUAGUCUUCAAGAUUUAACUCCAAAUCAGAAGAAUUAGCAUCAAUUGGUGAUGACUCUGGAUGCCCAUAGUGUUAUGUAACAGUCAUCACCAGAACUAAAGACCCAAGUCAACAUAACUUCUGAUAAAAUGAACUUCCAGUGUUAGUGAGCCCAAUUGUUUGACAGUAUAUUAACACUUGUAGUGAAAGUACUGCUUGAAGACUACAUGAGCAUGGGUUGUGUAACUUUUAUAUUUUCAAAUAAUAUCUUAUACUCUUAUAUGUUCAGAUUGUUUGUAAUAUGUACUUAGAACUCAGAAACCUACCCUAUUACUGGAAUAAUACUAGUAUAUUAAUAUUUGUGAAGGUGCAAAUAAGGUUAUUUUAAAUAUCUUAUUUUUACCCAUAUUGUGUCAAUAAUUGUAUAAAAACUACCUGUUUUCUACAAGAAAGCAGUAGUAAAAAUGUUGGUUAAAUUACAAUGUUGUGUAACAAUCAAAAGAAAUAAAUAAACAAAAGAAAUUGUAAUCUAAUGCUAGGUUACCACUGUCAUGUGAUGCGUUACAAUAGGAUUGUUUCUAUUGAAGAGUCCAUGAUCUGGUAUGUGUAGAUACGUUUGGAUACGAUCAACACGAUUGCUACGACUGACCUCAAUGUAUGAUAAGACCUGUUAGGAUCAUCACGGUAACUCCACAAUUAAAACCACGAUUUCAAUUGUAGUGCGAAUCAUAAUAGUGGGAACCUAGAUAAAAAGAUCUUAGAUUGGUGGACGUACAGACUAAGAUAGUUAUUAUUUAGAAUUAGAACUGUGUAUGGAUCUUUUACGUGCUAUUGUUAUUUAAUCAAAAAGUUACAUUUGAUCAUCUUGUACGUAUAUAAAUAUUUGCUAUUAUCUUGCCAGUGUGUCUAAUACGCAAACUGCACUGGGGUCAUUUUUGGAGAAGUAAUCAUUAAGGAUAAGGUAUGGGAGAUUAAUAGUUAAAAACUAGAUAAUGUAAAUGGAAUUUGCUGAAAAUUUCUGUCAAAUUGAUCCACUCUUAACCAAGAUUUUAGCAAUUGAAUUUUUGGCUUAGCUUCGAUCAUCAUUAUUAAAGUCGGUACUCUAGGCAGAUAUAACUCUUGCAUAAUUUAUAAUGUAUGUUUAAAAUUUAUAUUAAAGCAGUCAGACAGAAAGUUUGUGAUCAAAACAUUAUUAUAAUACUCACUGUUAAAAUAUUACUCUUCAUCUACCUCUUUGUGUCGGAGACUAUAUAAAAUGUCCUCUGACCUCUGUUUCUAAUCGCACGUGGUUAUAAUACAAUUAGAUAUUGUAUGAUAAAUGCAAAUGAUGGUCGGUAGCUUUAAGUAAUCUAGGACACCUUACUGACAUAUUGUCAAAAAAGACAUGGUUAUUAAUGAUGCUAUCACUGUAAAUAACAAGCAGUAUUCAUGCACUAUUCAGUUGUAUAAUUUGUUUAUGUUACCAAAGUUUUAUGUAUUAUGUUAUUCAUUUAAAGGAGCUGAGUCGCUAAUAUUUGGGACCUAGAAAUUGACACAUAUGGGUCGCAACGCAUACAAUAAUGUAAUAUGAAUGAAUAUAAAUUGAUUUACAUUCAAUCGUUUCUGUUUUUACUGUAAUUUCUAAUCAGUUAGGAUCGGCGAAAUAAGCCAAUAUUCUCAAUCGAAUUUCAAUCUCUAGCGACUGGUUAUUUCAGCCUACGCCGAUAGUAUUUAUUGGGCAUGCUCUCCAGAUAAGAAUAUAGCUUCACCGUUUGACAUGACUUGUAGAAUAUAUGUAGCCUCGUUUUUCGAGUCUCUUAUUACAAAUAGCACUGAAACGUAUUAUGGCACACGAUUUGUGUACCAAUUGUAAAAUGUUUAUUUUGUCUUAAAUAUUGGUUAUCAGAAGGCCAUCUUUUCCCGGUAAGAUCACAACAUCAAUGUUGAUUUAAACCGACAAAUAAAUCGUGUUUUCAAUGUCGAAGAUUUUGGAUGAUAUUGAGUUACCCUAGCUACUUUAAAGGCUCAAUACCACUCUUGUUGUAACUGAAUAAUAUGUCCCAAUCUUUAUUCUGGUCAACAAAUUGUACUAUUUUAGAAUAUUUCAAUUAAUUGAUGAUACAAAUUUCAUCUUAACACACCUUAUUUAAAAAUUUUGAAAAAUCCAACAUAUUGGUUUGAAAUGUCUAACGUAAACCUUUUCAAAUGAAACUUCGAUUUAAAAAUACUUUCGAUCCCUCUGGACAAGUAAAAUAGGAUGUAAUGGAUAAUUUACACAACAGGUAGGACAUUUAGAUAGAGAUAUUAUUUAUUUUCUGGAGCUUUCAAGCCAGCAAGAGUGUUAUUGUCCCUUUAAGAUCAAAAUGUAUAAUAAAUGCAAAUAAAUUCAGUGACACACAACGGAAUAUUAAAUACUGAAAUUAAUAAAUGGAACAAUCUGAAUAAAACACAGAUCCUAUUUCGUUUUGUUUUUUAAAGUUCAAAAUUUCGUUUUACUUGUCUUUACUACAAUAGGAUCUGGAAGAGUUGUUAUCAUUGACUUUUUCUGGGUAAUGUGAGGGAUUACCCAAUGAAACAGUCUGUUACGGCUAGCUUUUGGCGAUUUUUGUGCAGAACUGUGGGUAAUCCACUAGAAACAUCAAUGCUGAUUGGUUAAUCAAAUAUCUGACGCGACCCCCUGAAACAACUGGUCAGAUCUUCAUGUAGUGUAGGCCAUUGAAAGUAUAAAAAACAAAACGAAAUAUAGAUCUGUAUUCAUUAUAAAUAAAAGUUCAACUUUAAAGAUAUAUUCCUUUGACAUUCAAUCUAUUUACACAUUUAAAGAUGCCAGGUACAGGGAAAACUAUAUGUGUUGCUGACAAUGAUAUAUUUUAUAAGUUAUGAAUGAGAAGUCAUAUUUUAUUUCAAAUCUAAAAAUACUGCUAUUACCAGUAAAGCUGUCACUUAACGAGUUAAAGUGUGUUUGAAUCCAAAAGCAUGCACCUAUCUGUUUGAAUGCUAACAACUAGCUUCAAAGGCAUGAAGAGUUGUAUGCCUAACUUUGGAUUAUUUAUUAUGAGCUUGCUUAACAUUUUCAGUCUAAAAAGUUUAUUUUUCUGGUUCAUUAGUAAUAUCAUGUAUUUAGUUAAAAAUAAGAUUUCAAACUGCACAUCCUAGAUGACCUUAUUAACCCAGAGGAAACAUAUAUCUUUAAAGGGAGAUUUCAUGAUAUAAGUGGAGGAAUAUUUCAUUUUUGAAUAUUGUAUAUUUUGUGUAUAAUAACAUUACUUAGUUGCAAAUCAAUUAGGCUACUAUACAUUAUACCUACAUAUAUAUUUACCUAUAGUUAUUUAUUAGAUGUAAAUAUACCAGUAUCAUGAUGUAUUGUAUAUAACAUGUACAGAUAUGAUAUAAAUCCCGGUUACCGGUAUAUAAAAGGCGCUUGUAAAUAAAUAUUGACUGACUGAAUAAACCUCAGAUAUUCUUGUAUA
Patella vulgata (common limpet) is the source of this 5769-nucleotide messenger RNA. RefSeq names its product solute carrier family 15 member 4. Gene Ontology annotation, cellular component: membrane. Lineage: Eukaryota; Metazoa; Mollusca; Gastropoda; Patellidae. Bases 123 to 2078 code for a protein of 651 amino acids. Gene Ontology annotation, molecular function: transmembrane transporter activity. The transcript has 8 exons. Gene Ontology annotation, biological process: oligopeptide transport; transmembrane transport. The record is from RefSeq and is a predicted model, not a curated record.